This is a messenger RNA of Penicillium verhagenii, 873 nucleotides long. Its product is annotated as snoRNA-binding rRNA-processing protein IMP4. The coding region runs from base 1 to 873 and encodes 290 amino acids. Gene Ontology annotation, biological process: rRNA processing. Gene Ontology annotation, molecular function: rRNA primary transcript binding; snoRNA binding. The record is from RefSeq and is a predicted model, not a curated record. Gene Ontology annotation, cellular component: Mpp10 complex; small-subunit processome; nucleolus. Lineage: Eukaryota; Fungi; Ascomycota; Eurotiomycetes; Eurotiales; Aspergillaceae. The transcript has 2 exons.
AUGCUGCGCCGUCAAGCCCGUGAGCGCCGAGAUUAUCUUUAUCGGAGAGCUUUGCUCCUCCGAGAUGCUUCUAUCGCCGAAAAACGUGCCCAGAUCAAGGCCUCUUUGGCCACUGGAAAGCCCCUAGACCCCUCAAUCGCCAAUGAUAAGACUCUUCGCGAGGAUUACAAGUUUGACGAGUCAAAAGAAGAUGGGGUGGAUAUUGACGACGAAUAUGCUCUAACCUCCGGUGUCAUCGAUCCUCGCCCACUGGUCACCACCUCUCGCUCACCCUCCGCUCGUCUUGGUGCCUUCGCCAAGGAGAUUCGCCUGCUACUCCCCACUGCCAUCCGUCUUAACCGUGGUAACCUUGUGUUGCCUGAUUUGGUAUCCAGCGCAACUUCUGCGGCUUUGACCGACAUGAUCCUCCUGCACGAGCACCGUGGUACCCCCACCGCCCUCACCAUCUCCCAUCUUCCUCACGGCCCCACUGCGAGCUUCUCCCUACACAACGUUGUCCUCCGUGCCGAUAUUCCAAACUCAGCCCGCGGUACUGUCUCAGAGAGCUACCCUCAUCUGAUUUUCGAGGGCUUCAAGACUAAGCUUGGUCUCCGUGUCGUCCAGAUCCUUAAGCACAUGUUCCCACCCCGUGAGGGUGGCAAGGUUGGAAACCGCGUUGUCACCUUUGUCAACAAGGAGGACAGCAUUGAAGUGCGGCAUCACGUCUUCGUGAAGACCGGAUACCGGGACGUGGAACUCGCCGAGGUUGGUCCACGAAUGACCAUGCGCUGCUUCGAGAUUCGGGGCGGUACUCUUGAAAAGGGCAACGGCGGUGAUGUUGAAUGGGCUCUUACUCAGUACACAAGAACCAGCCGGAAGAAGGAUUACCUUUAA